CCAACAUAGCAUCCAGUCCGACUCCUGACUCCAACCACCGCUCAAGAGGCAUUAUGAAGACGAUCUGUUUAGUUUUCCUGCUGGUAGCAGCGGCUGCUGCCAGCGAGAAAAAGUCAAUAGAGAAGAAGGAGGGCCUUGAGAAGAAGUUGGACAAACGUGGCCUCUUAAAUCUCGGCUACGGAUAUGGCAUCAGCGGGCUGGAUGUCGGCUACAUCGGCAGCGGCCACGGCAUCGGUGGCGCCUACAACAACAUCGUCGAAGGAGGAGGCUUUAACUCCGGCUAUGGCAUCGACCUAGGCCACCGCACCGACGUCACCAGGACAAUCACUUACGUCAAAGGAGUGCCAUACGCUGUACCCGUCGACAGACCAGUCCCCUACCCCGUCGAGAAGCACGUCCCUUACCCCGUCAAGGUCCCAGUACCCCAGCCCUACGAAGUCGUCAAGCAUGUGCCCGUCCACGUCAAGGAAUACGUUAAGGUCCCCGUACACGUACCCGCCCCGUACCCAGUAGAAAAGAAGGUGCCCUACCCAGUCCACGUACCCGUCGACAGGCCCUACCCCGUCAAAGUGUUGGUGCCCCAGCCCUACCCCGUCGAGAAGCACGUACCUUACCCCGUCAAGGUGCCCGUCCCUCAGCCCUACCCCGUGGAGAAACACGUGCCAUACCCCGUCGAAGUUAAAGUGCCCGUGCCCCAGCCCUACCCCGUCGAGAAGCACGUACCUUACCCCGUCAAGGUGCCCGUCGACAGGCCUUACCCCGUGCACGUACCCGCUCCUUACCCCGUCGAGAAGCCAGUGCCAUACCCCGUGCACGUGGAGAAGCCCGUGGCCGUCCCCGUCCACGUCCCCGUCGACAGGCCUUACCCAGUCCAUGUAGAGAAGCCCGUAGCCGUUCCCGUCAAGGUGCCAGUCCCAGAGCCCUACCCAGUCUACAAGCACAUCCCCUAUGAAGUAGAAAGGCCCGUGCCCGUCCCCGUCAAGGUCCCCGUCGACAGGCCCUACCCCGUGCCCGUAGACAGGCCAUACCCCGUGCACGUCGAGAAGCCCUACCCCGUGCCCGUGAAAGUCCCAGUUCUGGUCAGCGAACACAGCGGCUACGGACACUCCGGCUACGGAGGUUCCAGCUACGGAAGCUCCGGCUACGGAAGCUCCGGCUACGGAAGCUCCGGUUACGGAGGCUCCAGCUACGGAGGCUCCUACUACGAGCACUAGGCUAAUUAUUCUAGUUCUUUAGUUCAUUAUCUGCCAAUGUCACGCUAUUUAUAUCUCGCCAAGCAGCGGCCGGGACACCAGCAAAAAUUUUCUACUGACUAUUUAUACUGUCCUUCUAUGAGUUGUCACGUCAUAUAAGCGUACAGAAGGUGCGCCGUACGUGUACGUUGUGAUGCUAAGGUUACCAUUAAUAGGUUAAGUCGACUGUAAUAUACGAAGUAAAUAAAAAAAUAAGAA
This is a messenger RNA of Maniola jurtina (meadow brown), 1451 nucleotides long. It is a transcript of the gene CPG13, whose product is annotated as proline-rich protein 4-like. The transcript is spliced from 2 exons. NCBI's taxonomy places the organism in Eukaryota, Metazoa, Arthropoda, Insecta, Lepidoptera, Nymphalidae. The record is from RefSeq and is a predicted model, not a curated record. The coding region runs from base 54 to 1214 and encodes 386 amino acids.